Strongylus vulgaris is the source of this 813-nucleotide messenger RNA. The record is from the annotation of a GenBank genome assembly. Lineage: Eukaryota; Metazoa; Nematoda; Chromadorea; Rhabditida; Strongylidae.
UCCGAAGAAAUCGUUGUUUCUAAAAAAGAGAGAAACGUUUUUUCUAUUAAAAAAUAUUUUCAGCUUCGCGUUUUCGUCUUAAACUGCCUUGAAAAAGUUUCCUGCUCCCCUGCACACGCACAACAACUUGCCGACAUUCUGAUUUGCUCCGACUACCGUGGUCAUUACUCCCACGGCUUGAAUCGACUUCAUAUAUACGUCACUGAUUUAGCUGAAAAGUCAACGGCAAAAGAAGGAGAACCAGUUAUUAUCAAACAAAAGGGUUCCACCGCCUGGGUUGAUGGUUGUAACCUACUUGGGCCGGUUGUAGGCAACUUUUGUAUGAAACUAGCGAUUCAGAAGGCUCGUGAACAUGGCAUCGGAUGGGUAGUCGCAAAAAACUCGAAUCACUUUGGCAUUGCUGGCUGGUACGCCGAAGCAGCGCUAAAACAAGGACUUGUGGGAAUGGCUUUCACUAACACAUCUCCAUGUGUCUUCCCUACCAACUCCGCCGAAAAAAGUCUUGGCUCAAAUCCAAUUUGCCUUGCUGCUCCCGCUCAGAAUGGGGACUCAUUCUUCCUAGAUAUGGCGUCAACUACAGUAGCUUAUGGAAAAAUAGAAGUCGUAGACCGCCGUGGAGGUAAACGAAUUCCAAGAAAUUGGGGAGCGGACGCAGAUGGCAUGGAAACGCAAGAUCCUAAGGAGGUGCUCAAUGGUGGAGGACUGCAGCCGCUGGGAGGAUCAGAGUGCACAGGUGUUGCCUAUUCGCCUAUUAUAAUCUUAUUAGAAGGGAAAUCAUACGCAACAGCGAGUAGUGCCAUAUUCGCAAAAAAA